AUGGAUUCUAUGCGCAGCCUCAACACCUCCCUGCCCGGUACCUCGGCGACUAGGCAGACGGCACAAAAUGACUCCCCUGAGCAACUCCUCGACGCCUUCAAGGCCGCAGCGCUCUCGGUGACAAAACUUUACAAGACAUCGGCGGCCGCCCAGUCCAAGGCCCGCAUGGAUGGAUACCAGGACUGUCUCGAUGACCUGCUGGCGUUCCUCGACAAGGAGAAAAUUGGCCUGGGCGAUGGCGAUGGUUGGAGGGUUCGAAGUUGGGCGACCGAACGCCUGGAUGGAAGGGAAAGUUCGCAAACCGCCGAAAGCGACGAUGAGGUUGAUAAGGCGGAGACUGCUUCGUCUCCGGAGCUCAACAGGACGAACAGUGGCACACAACUAUCAGCGAUGCGGGCCGAAAGCCAGAUGAGGACGGACUCGGCACCCCCUAGCAUCCCUCAGGCCGUGGAAGAAGAGGAGGGACCCGAACCCGUAUCAAUUACGGUGCCGACGGCAGACUCAUUCACCUUUCAAUCCUCGCACCCCUGGCCACCUCAACAACCGCAGCAAGAUGCCUACCUUAACCUCGCGAACCUGGAUCUGUCCGAUUCUCGGACACACGACACCUCAUCGACAAAUGCGAACCCCGCAGGCCGUACUACAAGACCACGACACGCGGCAAAUAUCCCUCGCUCGGCGUCAAGGCAAGGGAGCAACCUCGGUCGGGGCGCUGGAUCAAAACGCAAAAUCAAUUUUGCAGAGAUCUUCGACCUCAGCAGCCUGGACAAGAACAUGUUUGGCGGCGGGCCGAAGCGCAGCCGGCACACAUAA
This is a messenger RNA of Colletotrichum higginsianum IMI 349063, 813 nucleotides long. RefSeq lists its product as uncharacterized. The record is from RefSeq and is a predicted model, not a curated record. NCBI's taxonomy places the organism in Eukaryota, Fungi, Ascomycota, Sordariomycetes, Glomerellales, Glomerellaceae. The transcript has a single exon. The coding region runs from base 1 to 813 and encodes 270 amino acids.